Molecule: messenger RNA, 1443 nt
Organism: Jaminaea rosea
Lineage: Eukaryota; Fungi; Basidiomycota; Exobasidiomycetes; Microstromatales
Product: VAMP-associated protein
Exons: 4
Coding region: 157-1038 (293 amino acids)
Biological process (GO): endoplasmic reticulum membrane organization
Cellular component (GO): endoplasmic reticulum membrane; plasma membrane
Molecular function (GO): FFAT motif binding
Source: RefSeq, a predicted model, not a curated record
AUUCAGCUUUGCGACAGACUACAUCCUCCUCGACGACAUCUUCUCCGCCGCUCUCCUCGCCUCCAUCUGCGUGUAGACGCCCAUUCGCUCCUCACCGCAGCGCAUACAGAGUCAUCCCCUCGUAGACCUCGAUCUUCAGCGCGCCUCUGGACCAUUAUGUCCGUCGACCUCAACCCUCACGCCCAGCUGGGCUUCCCUCGCCCUUUGACGCAGCUGGUCAAGCGAUCGCUCCAAGUCUCCAACCCAAACCAGCAGCCCGUCGCUUUCAAGGUCAAGACGACGGCGCCCAAGCAGUACUGCGUCCGACCCAACAGCGGCAGGAUUGAGCCAGGAGAGACCGUCGAGGUCCAGGUGCUCCUCCAGGCCAUGAAGGAGGAACCCCCCAUGUCUGCCAAGUGCAGAGACAAGUUCCUCGUGCAAUCCACUAUCAUCACGCCCGACCGCGAGAACACGCAGAUCGCGGACCUCUGGGGCCUCGUCGAACAAGAGGACAAGUCUGCCAUCCACGAACAAAAGAUCCGCUGCGCCUUCCUACCCCCAGCUACAGCGCCCGUCCCAGAGGAGCAAGAGGAGACGGGCGAUGCUACCAACGGCGGCGCAGACGACAAGUACCAGACGGUCCGCAGUAACCCGAAUGGCUCGGAGACGUACAACCCUAUCACUGCUGCUUCGAAUGCAGCGGCCAAGAACCAGGACGCACCCGUUACCGAAAAGGGUCGAGCCGCCGCUGCUGCCGCUGGGGGCGCAGCAGUCGCUGGUGCUGGAGCAGCUUACGCUGCUACCAGGAGCGCCGUUGUUGGUUCGGGCUCCUCGGCGCAGAAGAAUGGCGGUGGUUCAUCGACCGAGCCUGCCUCUACCGAUGGGAAGAGCAGUCAGGAACUGCAGGCCGAGAUCAACAGGCUGCGCAGCCAAGUUGCGGAGCUGAAGAGGAAGAACGUCGGUGGAGAGCAAGGCGUCGCAUCUGAUGCGGGCGUGCCGGUGCACAUUGUGGCUGCGAUUGCGUUUGGCGUCUUUGCCGUUACGUACCUCUUCUUCUAAGGCGGCGACGAUGGGCAGGCAGCAGUGACGAAGGCGGGGUGCAGGAGGUAAGGCCUGAAAGGGAGGAGGAAGGGCAGCGCAGCGCUGGUACGGCAGAGACGCCAGGAAGGGGGGACGCAGGCUGCGAGCACGGCAGGCUAAAAGGGACGGGGGCGGAGGCCGUAGCAGGGAAUAGUCUCUCAUCAGUCGAUACCGUGGCCACGAGUAUGCAGGGGCGAGAGGUACCCUGCUCGUUGGCACGCUCUGCUCUGCAGGGUCAAAGACAAGGCAGGCGCGCCUCUGCCGCUCAAACUUCGAUAACCCCAUUUCUACAUCUCCGCCCUCUUCCUAGCACAACGAGCGCUCACUUAGUUUCUCUCUUUCUCUUUCUAUACGAAUUCGAUUCCAUUCCCGAUUACAAUCCCC